This is a messenger RNA of Astrephomene gubernaculifera, 1397 nucleotides long. The record is from the annotation of a GenBank genome assembly. NCBI's taxonomy places the organism in Eukaryota, Viridiplantae, Chlorophyta, Chlorophyceae, Chlamydomonadales, Astrephomenaceae.
AGCAGGGCGUGUUUGGAGGGAUGCAGGGCUGUUUGGGAGCGCUUGGGAGGGUUGGGCGCAGCCGCUAUAUUGGUUUGUUUGGAGAACUGAAUAGUGAGUAUAUGAGCAGGUGGGCAUGCAUGAUGCGGCGUUGUUGGAUGCGGCGACUACUUAUUUGCGCUGAAGUGAGCGCGGGUGGAGGUAUUCUCACUGAGGUCAUCGCGCGGCGAAGGAUGGGUUGAACGUGGCAGGUGGAGAACCCCCAUGGGUCGCUAUUACGCGGUUCACGUCAUGGUUGCUUACCUGCAGGAAGAAAAAUCACAAAAUAAUUUCCGUGCAUGGGAGCACUCCUCGCUUUGGCAUAUGCAUUACUGGGACGGAUGGAUGUUCCAUUGGUGGGGUCGCGAUAGUACGCAAGAUUUCCAUUCUGUACUCCCGCGUUGAACACUGGUGUUAUAAUCACUAUACAUCUGUAAAUUGAAAAGCCUAACUCACCUGGUGACUAGCUUGCAACCACUUCGCAAAGUAACAGAAAUCCAUUGUCAACGUUGCAACCUCUUGUUACUUUUGCACGCUUUGGUACCUUACUAGCAUCUACGGUCCUGUGUGCUUACAUCUUAGCGAACAUAACUAGGGUGUCUAUCCACAGCCGCCGUGGGUAGAGGACGUGGGCAUAGCGCGCCGGACGCAUCAAAACGUCGGCGCUUGCCAGCACCAUCUGCAUAGAGCUUUAGUGAAGGUUACCAGCCCGCAGCUGCCUAGCAGCCUGUGGGAUGGAGCCAAUUCAUGAGGAUUUCCACGAGGCCGACCUAUUUGACGACAUAUCUGAACGCGACCAAGGGUCGCAAAGCGAAGAUCUAGAAGACGAGGAGGCCACACCUGCUGAUUUUGAAGUGCGACGGCCAGAUGAGCUGGAGGAGAGCAGCGCCAAAAGCUCGUUGACAGCUGCGGUGCUGGACACGGGGGCUGAUGUUCCCCAGGACACGGCGGAAGUUUCCGGAGAGCAGCUACCCAGCUAUCACCCAAUUGCAGCUUCGGUACCAGUUAACACUGGACACGUGCGCAUGGGCUCCUCCGUACCCGUCAGCAUCCCGCACAUGAACCGCUGGAAGAAGGGGGCGGACGGCGGCGACGGACCGCCCACCCAGUACGCGCCCGCAACAUUCGUACCGCCGCACCAGCUGUCGCAGGUCAACGAGUUCAUGUUCUCCUUCACAGGUGACAGCCCCAGCGUCGCCAUCAAGCGCGAGCGGCUGCGGGUCCGCAACGCCAUUCUUAAGUCCACGGGUUUCCUGGAACCGGGGGCAGCCAUGGGGGUGAUCGGCGUGCAGGUACCACCCAUGGAGCGGAACCACAUGCGCACCCCGGUGGCAGCAGGCGGCCUGAGUCAGGCGCUGCAUGGGGGAGGAGGAGCCGGA